Molecule: messenger RNA, 1428 nt
Organism: Paramecium tetraurelia
Lineage: Eukaryota; Ciliophora; Oligohymenophorea; Peniculida; Parameciidae
Exons: 4
Biological process (GO): protein phosphorylation; mitotic spindle organization; regulation of cytokinesis
Cellular component (GO): spindle midzone; spindle pole centrosome; chromosome passenger complex
Molecular function (GO): protein kinase activity; ATP binding
Source: RefSeq, a predicted model, not a curated record
AUGAAUUAAGUGUGUUCAUAUAAAUAUUGUACUAAUAAAACAGUACUGGAAUUGGAAUACAUUUGUUCUGUUUGUUAAAUAAUGAAAUACUGCUCAUAAAAAUGCAGGGAUACUGAUUGGACUUUGUCUCAUAAGAACAAUUGCAGACCUUGUCAAAUAAAAUCAAAAACUGAACUAAAUGACUCAGCUUCAACGUUAAAAUCGAUUAGAAGAUCAGCAGAAGAUUUUGAAAUCAUCAUUAAGGAUAAUAAGAUGGAAUUGGGCAAAGGUAGUUAUGGGUGUGUUAAAUUGGUAAAAGAUCGUCAAAAUGGAUAAAUGUAUGCGAUGAAAGUGAUGAACAAGAAGUAAAUAUUUGAGUAUUGUUCUGUUGAAAAUCUAAAGAGAGAGAUUAAAAUUUAAAGAAAGUUGCAGCAUCCCCACAUAACAAAGUUAUUUCAUUAUUUUGAAGAUAAAGAGAAUGUAUUUCUUAUAUUAGAAUUAGCAGAAAAUGGCAGUUUAUUCAGCUACAUCAGGAAAAGAAGAAGACUUCCUGAGAACGAAGCUUUCGUAUAUUACUUUUAGACUUGUUUGGGAAUAGAUUAUUUGCAUAAGAAGAACAUCAUUCAUAGAGAUUUAAAACCAGAAAAUUUAUUAUUGGAUAAGUCAGGCAACAUAAAGGUCUGUGAUUUUGGUUGGUCAGCAGAAACAACUUAAAACGGAGUCAGGAGAACCUUUUGUGGAACCCUGGAUUACAUGGCUCCUGAAAUGCUAACCAAUUAGCCAUAUAGUUUUAGUUUAGACAUUUGGUGUUUAGGAAUUUUAUUAUAUGAAUUAAUACAUGGUUAUGCACCAUUUAAAGGAAGGACUGAAAAUGAGAAAUGCAAUAAUAUCGUGAAAAUGGCUCCUAUAGAGUAUGAUCCAACCUUGUCAAUAGAGGCUAAAUAGUUGAUUCAGGGAAUAUUAAAAUUCAAUCCAGCUGAAAGACUUUCAAUGAAUCAGAUAUUUGAUCAUGUAUGGAUGAAGAAAUUCUACAAAAGUUAUGGGAUUGACCUAAGAUCAUACAUGUAUAAGGAGGACAAACAAAAUGAUCUAUCUAGUAGAUCAAUCUCACCAUAGAAUGAAGAUUUAAUGAGUAGAUCAUUUAAUAAAAAUACAAAAUAGAUUAGCAGUAAUGGCGAUAUAAAAAAUUUAUCAAAAUCAUCAAAUUAUGUAAUUCCAUAAAAUGUUAAUAACAAUUGCAAGUCUACAGCUUGUUCUAAUUAUAAUUAGGAUGAUGAUUUUAAAACUAGAGUAAGUAGAGUAUCCCAAAGGUAAUAAAUGGCUCAAGGAUUAAGAGAAAUACAAGCUCCAUAAUAAAGAUAAGAGGAAAUGGGAUUUAUGGAUAAGGUAUUUUCUGCUUUUGGGUGUUUGAGCAGAGAUAAACAAUAAUCAUAAUCUCAUAAUUAUUGA